This is a messenger RNA of Odocoileus virginianus texanus, 2002 nucleotides long. Lineage: Eukaryota; Metazoa; Chordata; Mammalia; Artiodactyla; Cervidae. The record is from RefSeq and is a predicted model, not a curated record.
AUCCAUUCUAUGACAUCAUCCUCUCUCUCAUUCCCACUCCUCCCUGAUCAGCUGCUCUGCAAACAACCAUCAAUCUGAAUCCCAAAGGCCUGAGAAAGUCUGUUCUCCAAUACCUGCUGCUGAUCUUCUGUCUCACCCAGCAAGAAGCACCAUGAAAUUGGAAUUCACCGAGAAAAACUACAACAGCUUCAUACUGCAGAACCUGAACAAACAGAGAAAACGCAAAGAGUACUGGGACAUAGCCCUGACUGUGGACCACCAUGUCUUCUUUGCACAUCGCAAUGUGCUGGCUGCAGUCUCCCCGCUGGUGAAGAACCUCAUCUCCAGCCAUGACAUGAAGACCACCGAUGAGCUCUUUAUCACCAUUGACCCCAACUACCUGAGUCCGACCACAGUGGACCAGCUCCUAGACUACUUCUACAGCGGCAAGGUGGUGAUCUCAGAACAGAAUGUGGAAGAGCUCCUUCGUGGGGCCCAGUAUUUCAACACACCCCGCCUUCGAAUUCACUGCAAUGACUUCCUGAUCAAGUCCAUCCGCCGUGCCAACUGCUUGCGCUACCUCUUCUUGGCUGAGUUGUUUGAGCUCAAAGAGGUGUCAGACUUGGCCUACUCUGGCAUUCGUGACAACUUCCACUACUGGGCCAGUCCUGAGGGCUGCGUGCACUUCAUGCGCUGUCCACCUGUCAUCUUCGGCCGCCUGCUCCGAGAUGAAAACUUGCACGUACUCAACGAAGACCAGGCUCUCAACGCACUUAUCAAUUGGGUAUGCUUCCGGAAGGAUGAGCGGGAGAAGUAUUUCAAGAAGUUCUUCAAUUACAUCAACCUCAAUGCUGUCUCCAACAAGACGCUAAUGUAUGCCAGCAACAAGCUGCUGUGCAUGGAGAACAGCUCAGCCCACUCAACCCUGAUUGAAAGUGUCCUUGUGGACCGCAAGCAGGAGAGGCCGACCAGCCUGCUGAGCUACCAGCGCAAAGGGGCCCUGCUUGAUUCAGUGGUCAUCCUAGGGGGCCAGAAGGCCCAUGGCAAGUUCAACGAUGGCGUGUUUGCUUACAUCAUCCAGGAGAACCUGUGGUUGAAGCUCUCAGAGAUGCCCUACCGCGCAGCGGCACUGAGCGCCACCUCUGCCGGCCGCUACAUCUACAUCUCUGGUGGAACCACGGAGCAGAUUUCGGGGCUGAAGACGGCUUGGCGGUAUGACAUGGAUGACAACUCCUGGACCAAGCUGCCUGACCUGCCAAUUGGGCUUGUCUUCCACACCAUGGUGACCUGCGGGGGAACAGUGUACUCGGUGGGGGGCAGCAUCGCCCCGAGGCGCUAUGUCUCUAACAUCUACCGCUAUGAUGAGCGCAAGGAGGCCUGGUGCCUGGCAGGGAAGAUGAGCAUUCCCAUGGACGGCACAGCGGUGAUCACCAAGGGGGACCGGAACCUGUAUAUUGUCACUGGGCGCUGCUUGGUGAAGGGUUACAUCUCCCGGGUCGGGGUGGUGGACUGCUUCGACACCAACACUGGGGAGGUGGUCCAGUGCAUCACCUUUCCCAUUGAGUUCAACCACCGGCCCCUGCUCUCUUUCCAUCAGGACAACAUCCUCUGCGUGUACAGCCACCGGCAGAGUGUGGAGAUCAACCUGCAGAAGGUGAAGGCCAGCAAGACGACCAGCUCCGUGCCUCUUUUGCCCAACAGCUGCCCCUUGGAUGUGUCCCAUGCUAUAUGCUCUGUGGGAGACAACAGAGUGUUUGUGUGCGGAGGUGUCACCACAGCCAGUGACGUCCAGACAAAGGACUAUACCAUCAACCCAAACGCCUACCUGCUGGACCAAAAGGCAGGCGAGUGGAAGACCCUAGCCCCCCCACCGGAGGCGUUGGACUGUCCUGCCUGCUGUCUAGCCAAGCUACCUUGCAAGAUUCUUCAAAGGAUUUAAACAACUUUUUAAGUGGGAGAAUAAGUAAAUGCAUUAUUAUUCACAAUUUAAUGAGAGAAAAAGCGAGGAAGGUGGUGGUUCCUU